Molecule: messenger RNA, 2276 nt
Organism: Hippocampus zosterae (dwarf seahorse)
Lineage: Eukaryota; Metazoa; Chordata; Actinopteri; Syngnathiformes; Syngnathidae
Product: DBIRD complex subunit ZNF326-like
Exons: 11
Coding region: 84-1481 (465 amino acids)
Cellular component (GO): nucleus
Molecular function (GO): DNA binding
Source: RefSeq, a predicted model, not a curated record
AUUAGGGGAAACUUGAGGGGUUGGCCACUUCGGUCCACACUCGCUCAUUUGUAUUCUGUUGUAAAAAAACCCCAAAUCAAACAAUGAACCCCGACAAAAACGUUAGUUAUAGCAACACUUCACAGUUAGCAGCUACGGGGACUCGGAAACGAGUUGGCUGGUUCAGUGAACAACAACGGAGGAGCAGAGUGCCCGAGGACUUAAGAGCAAGCAUGAUGCAUAUUCCAACAAGAGACAAAGCCGAGCCCAAGAGCACAAUCGCGUCAUCUGCUGUGGUGACAGGGGCAAGGGCUGCUCAGCUGAAGACUCAGCCAGUGCAAGCAACUGCCGGUAAAUGGAAGUCUUCUUUCAAACUCAUCGAGCCAGAAAAUCCUGAAGAGGCAUCACAGAGGCAGAGCAGUGAUGAAAGGACUGAUAUUUACGACCCCGUCGAUCCUCCUAUGGAAGACUUUCCCAAAGUCAACUUCUGCGGGAUAAGCUGUGACUCCCCGCCCAAGCAGGAUGACAACCCCGAGUGGCAACGCUCCCUCCCCGAGCAGGACAACAACCUUGACUGGCAAAGCUCCCCACGCGAGCAGAACGGCGACCUCGAGUGGCAACGCAUGUCUCCGGACAGAAGCGGCCGUGAUUCCCCCAUGUGGAUGUCGGACCGAUCCUUGGACGUACAUGACUUCGGCCCUGAGAGCAAUCUGGGUCGUUGUCGGCUGUCUGAGCGACGGUCCUCCAGCCCGGACAUGAAAUCGACGGAAUUCCUGCAAUACGGACGUAGUCGAAGAUCUUUUAGUCCCGACAGCCGUAGUAACGGCUCAUCUAGCCUACGAUACGCUCCGCCUUACGGAGGAAAGAGGACCAACGGAGAAGAGAUGAGCAUGCCUGAGUACAGAAGCCCGAUGAUCCCUCGUGUUAGAUUAUCCUCACCCCCGUUGCAGCAGGACGAUGAAAUUGAGGGUCCCUCAGAAGCAGAACCAGAGCACAAUACAGGGAUGCCAAGAACAAGAAGACAAAUGCGAAGAUCUGUACAAAUGGACCAGAUCACCAUCAACUGUGACCUAUGUGAUGUUGAAGUCAGCAAUGGGCAGGAGCUGGAGAAACAUUUGCAAAGCAAAAUUCACUGGGACACCAUGGAGCACAUCCAGGAGCAGAAUAACUAUGACGAUAUGACCAUCGCCUUCCUGCAGGACGUUAUGCUGUAUAAAAGCAUCAAGUGCAGCCGAGCCAUUGAUUACAGCACUCUUCAAGCUCUGCAGGAGGACGACCACAUGACAAAGGUGUCAUUGUUCCACUGCGCGGCGUGCCAGGUGCUGGUAUCCACGGCGGCGGUGGCUGUACAGAAUCACAUCACCUCUCCGGAACACCUCUCCAACAACAAAGAAUUUGAAGCGCAACAGCGACGCACUUCACUUGCCACAGCGGAUACCAUCAUGAAAGAGUUGCAGCCUCAGUUUGAAAAUUUUGUGAAGGGUUUCAGCCAAUUCGAAUGAAAACGGCCCUUGAAAGAUAAACUACACCUGGUGCUAUUCGCCAAAAGUUAACAACAAACUCACUUCCCUUUCACCAUAACAACACACGUCUAGAGCUGUAGAAUUAAAUCACAGAUUGCUUUUCAUCUGCCUGAGCCAACCUCGAUGAGAAAAAAAAAUACUAUCAACGAGGUAAAGUCCACUUGUGCAUUUUUUUUUAUUUAGAACACAACUGUUUUAAACCUUGUAUUUGUGAUAUAGUACAUUUGAAAAUCAAAUUUAAAAACUCUGUUUCAUCACUAAAUAUCGUCAACGAUGUGUCGUGUGUGCACAACAACUGGAUGUUCCUUAAGAAAUUUUAACAUGGUUCAAUUAGAAACAGGAACUUAAGUACUUUAAAAAAAAUAAUAAUAAAGCAUUUUCUUUCUGUCACUUUAGAAUUUCCAGAUUGUUGAAAUACUCAAAUUCUGUUCCAUAAAAGUGACACAGGAUUUUUAAGGUUGGAGUAGAAAACAUCGCUUUUUUUCUCUUCAUAUUUUAUAAAUUGAUACAGUAGAGGUGCUCUCAGAUGUAGAAAAAAUAUUGAGGUAAAAGUUGUCUUGAAAAGACACGCACUGCAUGAAACAAAACUGUCCUGUUUUGGAAGUGUACUCCAAAAUGGUUGAAGAGAAAACAGAAAAAGGGCAAGAUCCAAAAUAAUUGGCGUUAAGUGACGUUCUUAAAGACAAGUGUACUUUUGGCAAGUACUUGUGUUUGACUAAAAAAAGUGAAAAAUUUACAUACACAUACAGUCUAGUGAAAAUCUAGCCCCCCCCC